Molecule: messenger RNA, 577 nt
Organism: Oppiella nova
Lineage: Eukaryota; Metazoa; Arthropoda; Arachnida; Sarcoptiformes; Oppiidae
Source: the annotation of a GenBank genome assembly
ACUGAAUGGUUGCUAUUAUUGUCCGCCAAAUACAGCGAACACCAGAAGAGGAUUCACGAAGAGAUCGAUUCUGUGGUCGGAAGAGAUCGGAGUCCCUGUUAUGCCGACAGACUUCAUAUGCCGUUCACUCAGGCGUUCAUUAAUGAGUCGUUUCGAUACAAAACUAUAGUUCCCUUAAAUCUGUUGAGAAGAACAUUAGAGGACACAUCAGUUUUGGGUCAUUUCAUACCAAAAGACACUAUAAUUAUGGCUAACAUAUGGGCCGUUCAUAACGACCCCAAAAUAUGGCAUAAUCCGGAUCAGUUCAAUCCCAGUCGAUUCAUGUCAAGUGAUGGCAAAGAAGUGCUUAAAAACGAAGCUUUGAUUCCAUUCUCUUACGGUAAGCGUUCGUGUGUUGGGGAGACGUUAGCACGAGUGGAGGUAUUCCUGUAUUUCGCAUCACUUUUACAAAAAUACACAAUAAGUGCAGCAAAUGAUGAGGUGUUGACUCUGGAGGAGAGGUUUGGGAUAGCAUUAGAUCCUAAACACAAAUCUAUACUUCGGUUCAAAAAGAGGAUCUAAAUUAAUGCCAACAAUU